AUGAUUUUUUUUAAGUGUCAAUAUAGAACCAAAGAGAGUCUGUUUGCUUCUGUCUCCUCAUAUAGUUUUUUUUGCUUUCACCUUUCCUAUCUUUUUAUUCACAUCCAUAUCUCCCUUUCUUUCUUUCUUUCUUUCUUUCUUUCUUUCUUUCUUUCUCAACCCUCCAAUUCAAUUCUUUGUGCGUUUCUCUCCCCUUUCUCUUUUUCUAUCUUCUUUUUUCUUACCUCUCCAUUUUUCUUCUUUAUUUACUGUCUGCUCUUUCAAUGUCUUGUAUGUUUCUUUCUCUCUCCCCUCUCUCUUUAUCUCCUUUACUUCAUCAGUUCCCCCACUUUUAUACACAUUUUAUAUUAUGCAUGCCUUAAAAUUGUACCCAGAAACCUGCCUCAAAAAGAACGCUUUGAGAUUCUCCGUUCAUUUUACAAGCAUACAAUUGGGACAUAUUUUGCUUCAACCAUAGAAGCAAGUGACAGAGAACCGUCCAAGUUGAGUCACACACCUGUUGAGACCUACAUAACAAGUGACACUCAUAAAUGUUAUGCUCUUCAGUCAGGUCCAAACCAUUUCUUCGUUUUGUAUAAUGCAAAUAUUCCAACUUUUGCUAUGAGGAAUGUCACGCAUAAAAUGUUGGCAUCACUACUCAAAGACAAGUUCAUUCAACUUUAA
This is a messenger RNA of Acanthosepion pharaonis, 663 nucleotides long. Lineage: Eukaryota; Metazoa; Mollusca; Cephalopoda; Sepiida; Sepiidae. The record is from the annotation of a GenBank genome assembly.